This is a messenger RNA of Rhagoletis pomonella (apple maggot), 1770 nucleotides long. RefSeq names its product GPI mannosyltransferase 4-like. Gene Ontology annotation, molecular function: alpha-1,2-mannosyltransferase activity. Gene Ontology annotation, biological process: GPI anchor biosynthetic process. The record is from RefSeq and is a predicted model, not a curated record. NCBI's taxonomy places the organism in Eukaryota, Metazoa, Arthropoda, Insecta, Diptera, Tephritidae. Gene Ontology annotation, cellular component: endoplasmic reticulum membrane.
AACUACUGCAAAGCUAUACAUACCUGGUAUUUCCGCGGCUUAUAAUGUGUGUGCUGUCGUUUGUUAACGACUGGAGCAUGUAUCGGAUAUGUCGCUUGUAUAGUCUGCACUACGAAAUAAGACUCCUAGCUCUAGGCAGCUCUUGGGUAAUAUUAAUCUUUGGUACACGCACAUUUUCCAAUACUCUUGAAUUAGCAUUAUGCUCUCUACUACUGGCGCUUGUUGCCGAAUGCAUGAUCAAAACGAAUACGAUUGUGUAUAAGAAAGAGGUUCUGGAAGAGCGUUAUGAGAAGGCCAAAUCUAUAAGCGAACGCGUUAAAAUGUGGCGGCUAUCCAAAGCAUUGCCAGCGCAUAACUACACUCACACUUUACUCGUGUCCAGCAUUUGCGUGGCUGGUGUUUUUAACAGGCCCACAUUCCUGCUUUAUGGUGCGCCAACGGUAUUUUAUUGGAUGCUGCGUGGUAUGGGUACGAAAACCAUUACAUUCCGUGACUUCAAUCUGCGUAUGCUGGUAUUUUGUUUGAGCGCCUUACCGGCUCUUUCCUUUUUCAUAGUUUGCGAUUCAUUUUAUUACAAAUAUUUGACCGUUGGUGAGCUGCAAAUGCUGCAGUUGGGUAUAAAUAACUUUGUGAGCACACCUUGGAAUUUUAUCAAGUACAAUUUGGACUCAAAAAAUACUGCAGAGCAUGGGCUACAUCCGAAAUACUUGCAUAUUUUGGUCAACAUCCCAUUGCUGUACAAUGUGCUUGGUGUUGUGACGCUUGUAACGUUUGCACACCUCUUAAUUCGUUUCUUCCGGGCCGAAUAUCAAGGAUUGCCGCGCGCACAGAGCAUUAUUAGUUUAAUGUCCAGCGCUAUAUUUGUGCCACUCUUAUUUUUAUCGCUUAUAAAUCACCAAGAAGCACGUUUUCUGCUGCCGCUGCUUUUCCCUAUCGUCUUACUACAUGCGCCCAAGUUGUAUCAUGGACUAUGUCCAACCUACCCAUUCAAAAAGGAACAUCCGUUGUUGCGCAAAAUAUAUGAUUCGGUGCUAUCAACACGGGCUUCCGCCAAACCGCUGAUGAAAACCUGGUACAUGUGUAACAUUGGGCUCGCCGUCUUCUUUGGAUUUAUCCAUCAAGCAGGUGUAUAUCCACUAACCCAGCACUUUGAGGCCAUCAUGCAAACAAAAUCACCCGCCCAGCAUAUACAUCUCAUCACCACGCACAUCUACAAUAUACCACUGACCUUUAUUAAUGUUCCCAGUUCACAAGUGCUGCAUACCAAUCGAGAAACGGGGCAGCGCUAUCGGCGGCAUAAGGAUUUCUACAUAUACGAAUAUGGUGGGCUUAAAUGGCCUCAGUUAAUGGGCAAAAUUAAGUUGAUACUUUCACAUUGUGAAAUGAAAUAUACAACAAAGCAACAGAAAUAUCGGCUUUUUUUAGCGUUGCCUGCCGCGCUUAUUGACGACUUGACCACGGAAUUGAAGGCGGAAAGUGCAAGUUCGUAUAUGCGCCACCACCUGGUUCGUAUAUUCUACCCACAUUUGUCCACGGAAGCGUUGCCACGCUUGAAUGUUUGGCAUGAUACUUCAAAAGAUUCAGAUUCAAAGUUAAACUACAGCUAUCUGAGUGACAGAUUAUUAUCAUUCACGCGGGAGUUCGGUUUGGCGCUCUAUGAGUUACAACCGCAACGGAAAAGUCAAACGGAAAAACUACAAACUAACAAGUAAUUUUUAGCAAAAGAACAAAACUGACUUCAAUUCUCAUAUAAAUAUAUAAAUAUAUAUA